AUGUUUAUGUUUUUCCAAAGCCAAUCGAAUUACCAAAAUUCUCAACAAGCUACACAACAAUCUCCACAAAGUUCUAAUCAUCUAUCCCAACAACAAGUUCAACCAUCUUUUCCUAUAUCCCAACAUAUUUCACAACAACAUGAACAACCUAACGAAAACUACGAUGUAGUUGAAAUCCAAUCACAGGAAAAUGAAAACACCCCUACUUCAAAAAAAGCCACAACAUCAAAGUUUCAAUGGAGUGUAGAUGAAGAUCAUGCACUCAUUUCGGCAUAUCUAGAGUGCGGAGGAUAUGUGUUAAAGGGAACUGACCAAAAUGGUGACGGUUUUUGGGGUUCGGUAUUUGAGAGGGUUGAAGAGUCACGACGACUCAAUCCAACUUUACGCCCAAGGACAUUCAAAGCUAUCACUAGUCGUUGGAAAAAAAUCAACGGAGAUGUGAAUGCAUGGGUCGGGAUAUAUACCGAGGCGAAAAGGAAGAAGGGGUCCGGCUGCAAUGUUGAAGACGUCCUGACUGAAUCCCGUGAGAUGUGGAUAGAAGUCCAUGGACCCCGAUUUACAUUGGAGCAUGCAUGGAAUGUUCUGAAAUACUACGACAAAUGGACAGAUGGCACCCAAAUGAGCGGCGGAAGCUCAAAACGGUCUGCUCCAGAUGAAGGUGUGAGCUCAAAACCACCUGACGGCGUCAAGAAAGUUAAGAGUAGGAGAAAAGCCCCAAUAUCCAGUUCUACAUCUCCAUCUCCAUCUCCAUCCUCUUCGGAAUUUACGAGGAGGAUUCGUGUGGGAGAUCAGAGGACUUACUUGAGUGUCAAAAGGAGCCUGAUGCCUUGA
This is a messenger RNA of Beta vulgaris subsp. vulgaris (sugar beet), 831 nucleotides long. RefSeq lists its product as uncharacterized. Bases 1 to 831 code for a protein of 276 amino acids. The record is from RefSeq and is a predicted model, not a curated record. The transcript has a single exon. Lineage: Eukaryota; Viridiplantae; Streptophyta; Magnoliopsida; Caryophyllales; Amaranthaceae.